Pogonomyrmex barbatus (red harvester ant) is the source of this 1075-nucleotide messenger RNA. RefSeq names its product STING ER exit protein. Gene Ontology annotation, biological process: endoplasmic reticulum to Golgi vesicle-mediated transport; endoplasmic reticulum membrane organization. The record is from RefSeq and is a predicted model, not a curated record. NCBI's taxonomy places the organism in Eukaryota, Metazoa, Arthropoda, Insecta, Hymenoptera, Formicidae.
AUGUACAGAUACAGAACAGAUACAGAUACAGAUGCAGAUGCAGAUGCAGAUGCAGAUGCAGAUGCAGAUGCGUCGCGUGCUAUGCGUACAUACAUGUAUGAAGGGCUGCGUCACGCUGCGUACAAUCGUAUGACGAUACGUCGAGACGGUGGAGAUUGCGCCGUGAGUGUUUUAAUAUUUAUAAAUAUUAUUCUUUAUUCUUUAUUCAUAGAUUGUGCUAUUGAGAAAUUGCCAUUAAGAAAAAGAGAUGGAGCAAGAGUAAUCGAUGGCAGUAAGCAUGCUCACAAAAUGACUUCAGAACGAGAUGAGAUUGUAUUUCUCAAGCGUCCAGAGGGAAUUGAAAAACAAUAUAGACAAAAGUGUAAAAAAUGCGGUUUAUUGCUGUACUAUAAACACGAGCCAGGAGCAAAUAUAGUAUUUAUAAUGAAAGAUUCAGUAAUAAAAAGUUCUGGAGAGGGUCCUAUGACAGACAUUUAUAAUCAAGUAGCCAUUGAAAAACCUAAAAUAAUGGUUACAAAACAUACCAAAAAUAUGGGCAAAUUCAGUUCGGUUACUGUAUCUACAAUCGAUGAAGAAGAAGACGAAAUUGAAGCUAGGGAAGUUGCUGACUCGUAUGCAAACAAUGCACGCAUCAUAGAAAAACAAUUAGAAAGAAAAGGUAUGAAUAAACGAAAAACUAUACCAUCUACUGAAACGGAUUCAAAACGAGCAAGACCUAGAGGAACGUUACUCGAUGUCUGAUUUCUUGCCACAAAGCAAUUGUAAUUAUGUGUAUUAAUUUAUUAUCUUUUAUAUAUUUAUAAUUAUAAAUAAAUUGAUUUAUUUAUAUAUCAUAGCACAUAAAAAAUUGCUUUUGUACUUUCAAGCAUUUUCAGAAAAAUUACGAUGUAAUAAUUUUUAUGUAUUUCAAAAUUUAUCGAAAAAGUUACCAAUCUUUUUCUUCGGGACAAUAUAUCUUUUAUAGAAAUAAUUUACUUUUCUAAAAGCACAAUAAACAAAUUUAUUCUUGUAUCGACAUCUUUAUUAACAUUACACAAAAGAUAAAUCUUUAAAAUAUAUAAAUGACUAGAUACAA